Molecule: messenger RNA, 432 nt
Organism: Acanthamoeba castellanii str. Neff
Lineage: Eukaryota; Discosea; Longamoebia; Acanthamoebidae
Product: AP2 complex subunit sigma, putative
Exons: 1
Coding region: 1-432 (143 amino acids)
Biological process (GO): clathrin-dependent endocytosis; intracellular protein transport
Cellular component (GO): AP-2 adaptor complex; membrane coat; intracellular membrane-bounded organelle
Molecular function (GO): clathrin-cargo adaptor activity
Source: RefSeq, a predicted model, not a curated record
AUGUUGCGCUUCUUCCUGGUCCAGAACCGACAGGGGAAGGUGCGGCUCGCCAAGUGGUACGUGCCCUACGAGGAUGAAGAGAAGAGCAAGCUAUCGGCCGAGAUCCAUCGAUUGGUCAAUGCGCGCCUGACCAAGUUUACCAACUUCACCGAGUACCGCGAGCACAAGCUCAUCUACCGACGCUACGCGGGCCUCUACUUCUGCGUGUGCGUCGAUCCCGACGACAACGAGCUGGCGGCGCUCGAGGCCAUCCACCUCAUCGUGGAGCUCCUCGACAGCUACUUUGACCACAACGUGUGCGAACUCCACCUGGUCUUCAACUUCAACCGCGUCUACGCCAUCCUCGACGAGGUGAUCGUGGGCGGUGAGGUCAUCGAGACCAGCAGGACCAAGAUCCUCCAGCGCGUAGACGAACUCGAAGAUCUCCCAUAA